UUGAGACGACAAGAAUUGGUACAGUCACCGUCGCGAGUUUCAUGGAUGGACCAUCUGUUUUGAUAGCACCAGGGAUCACGAAAAAUACAAGUUUUAACCCGUCGGAUCCUCGGUCCGCACCACAUUUGGAAAGUCACCUGCCAAAACAAGCCCUAUCCUCGCCGUUGGCAACCUCCUAACGGUCACUCGUGUUUCGGAUUGGCGUCUUACCAGCAUCCCUUCUUUUCCCUUUUUCCCUCACAUUUUUCCCUACCCGACCGGCAGCCUUUCUUUGGAUUGACUUUUUACGCUCUUUACAAAAGAAAAUAGAGGAGAUUAGAAGAUGGGAGGCUCGCUGCCUUACAGGGUUGGCCAUGCUGGUGGAAAACAUAAAAAAAGGGCCACCGAUACCUGCUCUACCGGCGGUUUCUAUAUUUCCCCGGCCAAGGGCGCCGUUGUAGACUCACUUGAACCGACCACAAUUUCUUGGGAUUCCUCCUGUUUGGAUGCAGACGACGUCGAUAUCCAUCUUUACGCCCCUUCCCUGGCCAGUCCCAAGAUAUACGUCUGGGAAAGCGUCACCAACAGUCUCGGGACCUACAACGCCACCUUGAAGCCGAGGUGGUGGAACGACACGAGUCCCAUCCAACUGCAACUUGCCAUUCUUCCAUCAGGAGAUGCCCCUUUCCUUGCUACUCUCCCUGCCGGCCCCCUCUGGAAUGCAACUUACACUGAGCCUUCGACGGGUGUCCCUGAUUCUGCUGACACAUCGCUAACUGACUCGGGCAGCGAAGUUGUCGGUUCCCUCUCUGGGGGCAACAAGUCUUCGUCCAUGUCGGCUGGGAAAAUCGCGGCAGCAGUUAUCGUUCCCCUUCUUUUCGUUGGCCUUUGUGUUGCCGCGUGGAUCAAAUGGCAACGCAUGAAGGGCCAGGAGAAGAGAAAGAGGUUCAGCGAGGCCGUCGACAAGCGCAUGUCUACCAUCAGCCAGGACUGGAAAAGUUUGUCUGCUGCUGGCGCAUCCGCCGCCAUUCGCAACAGUAUUGCGGUCUCAGGAACGGGCUCCGGUGGUAACAGGGCGAGUUCGUUCAGCUUCGGCGGCAUUCGCCCCAGCUCGACCUACACUACUGAUGGCGGACAAGCUGGCGUCGGCACCAGUUUCUAUAAUCAAGAGAAUACUUCCGUUGGUCCAGAGAUGUCCCAGUUCCGCCGACCUAACUCCUCUUUCACCUCGGCUGAUCGGGUUAGUCGUGUAUCAUUUGCUGAAGGCACCAGGCCAUCGGGUGAAGUAAGGCGCUCAACUGUUGGACAAAGCCGCGCAUUCCACCAUUCCUUCGUUCCCCCCAUACCCACUCAGAAGGAUAGUGACGAAAGAUUGUCGGAUGGCUCAAUGAGCCCGACUCAGACUGCAGGACCCGAGAGUCUGACCAUUGAAGCUAUCAGAGCUCGCGUUGCUAACGGAGAUAUCUCGGUAAGGGCUAGUAUGGAUGAAGAAUUAAGCCCGGCUAUUAGCAUGAUACGAUCUAUUUCGCAGGCCGAUUCCGCUACGUACGUCGCCUCUGAUGCCGAUCCCGGAGAUAUCGGUUCGCAAUUCAUUGUCCCUCCUCCUGCUGCCAAGGUACAUGAUGACCACUAUGGCGAGCUGCACAACGAAACCCUCUUUGAUGCCACUUCUGAUACGCCCAACCCCUUUUCGGCUACGAAUACGAUAUCCUUCCCUUCGUCUCAUACGCCCAGUAAUGGAAUGUUUAGCGGCUUCAGCAGUUCGCCUUCGAACACCAUGAGUCCGGAUGACAUGUUACGUGCUUACGCUGAGAGAAGGAAGACGAAUGGAAGCCCUACCGUUAUGAUUCCCGGUGGCGUCCAAUACCCAAGUGCGGCUGCAGCAAGAACUUUGGUUCCUGCAGGUCCUGGCGCUAUGAGUCCUUCUCGAGGUGCCUAUGGGGCUACGUGGGAAGACGACAACAACAGUGGCAAGACCAUGUGAACAUGAUCUGCACAGCGCACUCUCUUUUUAUCUUAUUCAUUCUUUUUUGGCCUGUAACUAUCGUGACGCGGGUUCUGUUUCGUUCGUUGUCGGAGCCUCAAACGCUAAGCUGCUGGACAAACGACAUUUGAUGGCUCCGGUGAAGAUGCGAGAAUGAGGUUAAGGUGUUGUAUAUACUAUAUACCCAUUUGAUUUGUGUCUAUGAGAUAUAUUUCUUGUCUCAUAGCAUUUUGUUCAAAUCAUUCUUUUG
Messenger RNA from Guyanagaster necrorhizus, 2213 nucleotides. RefSeq lists its product as uncharacterized. The record is from RefSeq and is a predicted model, not a curated record. The transcript is spliced from 4 exons. NCBI's taxonomy places the organism in Eukaryota, Fungi, Basidiomycota, Agaricomycetes, Agaricales, Physalacriaceae. The coding region runs from base 323 to 1963 and encodes 546 amino acids.